Molecule: messenger RNA, 687 nt
Organism: Lottia gigantea (owl limpet)
Lineage: Eukaryota; Metazoa; Mollusca; Gastropoda; Lottiidae
Exons: 7
Coding region: 1-687 (228 amino acids)
Source: RefSeq, a predicted model, not a curated record
AUGUCCGGAUUCAAAUUAGGAAUUGUUCGGCUUGGAAGGGCUGCGGGAAAAACAAAAUAUGCUCUCCUUGAUGAACGAGAUAUUUCUUUGGUUGAUAAUUAUGCAUUUGAGGCCAAAGUAGAAGUUAAUAAAGAUGGAGAUGGUGCCAAGAUAUUUGCUUUUGCAUACGAUGUCACCAAAGGUAGAUCAACAGGACAAUAUUUACAUGAAUUAUUGUGGGAGAAACACAGCGGUGGUAUAGCUCAAGGUUGGAAGGUUAUACAUCGUAAUGGUGUGACAGUUGAUAACAGAAUGGAAAAUUUAGUGUUACUAAAUGAUAAAUGUACUAUACCGUCCAGUGAAGAAACACCUAAUAAAAAUAGAGAACAGAGUUUAUAUUGGAUAGCUGUUCAACAACUACAAGCUGAUCCUCUAGAGGAACAUUCAAUAGAUCCUAUUUAUAACAGAUAUUAUAAUUGUAAUGGUGAAAUUUUGAUAACUGAAGAAGAUGCAUGUGUAUAUUACGAAUGUCACUACCCCCCUUGUACCAAUAUAGAAAAAGAUAUACGAGAAUUUAGUAUAUGUGGUAGAUGUCAAGAAGUGAGGUAUUGUGGUACAGCAUGUCAACAGAGAGACUGGCCUGUUCAUAAACGAUAUUGUCGAGAAAGACGACAUUUAUUAUAUAGAGAACGAUCCCCUGAACGAUAA